AUGUCACAAAAUAAUCUCAAAUUUAACAUUUUCUUAAUGUCGGCAACAUUUUUGGCACUGGUUGGUGGCUAUGGUGUCACAAAAUUAUACAAUAAAUUAAAGAAAAGAAUACCAGAAAUAUCAGAAAUUUCGGAAAAUGUCAUUCCAAUAUAUCAAGAACCCCCCUCAUUUAAGGCGACCAAGCCCACUCCCGCUAAAAUACUACCACCGAAGAAAAAUGAAAUCGAAAAAUUGGUCAUUGCAUACAACAACCUUCAACGGCAAGCAAUGAACACUCGUGAUAAAUUUCAUCAAAAAUUGGCUACGACCCUAAUGGAAAUCGAAGAAAUACGAGAAGAAAUUUAUAAUUUUGAGUGUCAAAGUUCCAUUAAACUUCAUGGAAUUUUAGAAGAAAUAGAAAUUUGUAAUAACCUACAUUCAGAUUCUAAAGAACUUGCAAAUUAUAUAGCAAGUUUGAGGACAAAAGCUACAGAGGAAGAAGAGGUUAAAAAUGAAACAUUAGAAUUAAUGCAAAUUGAACUCGGACUAUUAAUAAGGAAGUAUCUAGAGUUGGAAGAACGAGAGAUGAGGGCAUGGCAUAAAGCGUUGAUUGACAUAAAGAGAGUACAAAGCCAACUUGCUCGAGCGACUAAUUGGGCAUUACAGCUUUCGAAAAAACGUUCUAUGAAAAGAUAA
Messenger RNA from Racocetra persica, 675 nucleotides. The record is from the annotation of a GenBank genome assembly. Lineage: Eukaryota; Fungi; Glomeromycota; Glomeromycetes; Diversisporales; Gigasporaceae.